AUGGCCAAUACAAUCAUGACGCGAUUCUUGGUGUUAUCAGACACGCACGGAGCAGACGCAGAAAGGCUCAAAAUCCCAACCCUGCCUGAAGUUGACGUCGCCAUCCACUGCGGCGACCUGACCCACGAUUCAGGCCUAGAGGAAUACCACACGGCCAUACGUCUAUUACAUUCGAUCAGAGCAUCGUUGAAGCUUGUCAUAGCCGGUAACCACGACUGGACCCUCGACCCAGUAGCAUAUCAGAGAGGAUAUCAAAAAGCAUGUCAGAAAAGAUGCAACCAAGCUAUCUCCCCUGACAAUGCCGCAGCGACCUUCACGCAGGACCAUGGCGAACCUGGCGAUGCGAAAGCCCUCUUCGACACCCAAGAGGCCAAAGCAGCUGGCAUCGUCUUCCUCGACGAAGGCACACAUACCUUCAGCCUUCAGAAUGGUGCUGCUUUGAGUGUCUAUGCGAGCCCAUUUACAACCUCAACGGACCCAAAAUGGGGCUUCCAAUACAACGACAAGCACGAAUGGACUAUUCGAAGUAAUGUAGACAUUGCCAUAACCCACGGUCCUCCAGCCGGAAUUAUGGACCGCGCCAACCCGUUGAAUCACGCGGGGUGCCCGGACCUGUUCGCUGCUGUGGCGAGGGCGAAGCCGUUGAUGCAUUGUUUUGGAUAUGUGCAUCGGAGCUGGGGAGCGGAGAAGGUUGUUUGGAGGAAUGCGGUUCUCGAUCGAUGGAGGAAGCCGUCGUAUGAGAGGGCUAUUGAGCAUAAAAGGACAGUCGUACUGGCGACCCUGGAGAAAGAGAAGGUGGAGCAGUAUGAUGAAACGAGCUUCUGCAUGGCACAAGAGCCGAUUAAGAGGGGAAAGGAGACUUUGUUUGUCAAUGCCGCGAAUGAAGGCGCACGACGAGGGAGAUAG
Fulvia fulva is the source of this 906-nucleotide messenger RNA. Its product is annotated as putative rhamnogalacturonate lyase C. Lineage: Eukaryota; Fungi; Ascomycota; Dothideomycetes; Mycosphaerellales; Mycosphaerellaceae. Bases 1 to 906 code for a protein of 301 amino acids. The transcript has a single exon. The record is from RefSeq and is a predicted model, not a curated record. Gene Ontology annotation, molecular function: hydrolase activity.